GGAGUUUAUAUUCUAGGUGGAUUUCAUGCCUUGCCAUUAUUUAUUUUCACAUCUCAAAAAUCCCAUCUCUCUCUCUAUCUCCUUCUUCCAAAAACAUCUUUGUAUUUCACUCUCUCAACCUUCAUAACCAUCUUUUGUAUUCUCCCUGAAACAUUCAUCUUCUCCGCAACAAACAUCUAAUUCACCUAAAGCAAUUUGAGUUAGCCAGCCAUAUCUAUUCAACAUGAACAACUACCGCCACAGGGAAGAAAACCCACUAUUAUGUGAUUUUCAUCCAAAGCAAGCCAUUAUAGGAAUAUGUCCGCUUUGCUUGAAAGAGAGACUUGUCAUAUUAGCUUCAAAACAAGGAAGUCUUGAUAACUUCAUUCCUUAUUACAAAGAAUCAUCAUCAAUUGUUCAUCAUGAAACCAGUGCUACUGCCACUUCUAACAAUGUCCAUCACAGGAAUAAAUCUCUCCUUGCGUUAAAAAUAUUCGCUUUAAGGUUUUUCCUUCAUCGGCAUCUCGAGUUCCGCAAGUCAUCGGACAAUUUCCAUGUAGUUGAUGCUGAUUGCCAAGGUUAUGAAUCAACCAGCCAAGAAGAUUCAUUCAUCUCAAUCAAGUUCCAAGACAAUGAAGUAGUAUCAUGGGAUAAGGGGACAAAGAAUACGAAGGAAGAAAACCUUGAAAAAUUGUCUAGUAAUAAUCACAUCAACUUAACCAACAAGGAGCAAACAAAAAUCAGUGCCAUGAACAAGGAUAUAAGAUUGCCAACAUCAACAACAACAACUAGCAGUAUCAACAAGAAUAAUAGUAGUAGUGUGGUGGAGCAUGUGAAGUCACAUGCCGUGCUUAAGUGGCGUAAACGUAUUGGCCAGUUAUUUCAGAUCAUGAGAUGGAAAAAAAGAUCAUCAAGUGGUAGUAACAAAACUAAUGUCAACCAUGUGAUGAUCAACAAAGUUAGUAGUAGUGGGGGUGUUAAGAUGAGGAAAGGAAAUUGGAUAAGAACCCUAACAAAGAGAAUGAGAUAAAAGAGAUACAAUGACUUGUGAUGAAAAUAUUGGACCAUCUUUUGGCAAAGGGGGGAAACAAAAUGGGUGGCAUAAGAAGAUGUUGUAAUACUUGUCUUUUUUCACACUUUUUCUUCUUCUUUCUGUUAGCAUUUGUUUUUCUUCAAGCUUAGCCCCACUUUCCUUUUGGUGUGUUUGUGUGUGUUAGGGUUAGGUUCCACUUCCUUCCAAUGUCAUACUGUAAAGCUAUAUAACAUUAUUGAAAAAGAAGAAGGCAGCAAAGAGUCAAAAGAGAAAGGUCAUCUUUUUAUCUAUAAAUCUCUUUUGAUUAGUGUA
Messenger RNA from Papaver somniferum (opium poppy), 1324 nucleotides. RefSeq lists its product as uncharacterized. The record is from RefSeq and is a predicted model, not a curated record. Bases 224 to 1009 code for a protein of 261 amino acids. NCBI's taxonomy places the organism in Eukaryota, Viridiplantae, Streptophyta, Magnoliopsida, Ranunculales, Papaveraceae. The transcript is spliced from 2 exons.